Cucurbita moschata (crookneck pumpkin) is the source of this 1580-nucleotide messenger RNA. RefSeq names its product E3 ubiquitin-protein ligase makorin-like. The record is from RefSeq and is a predicted model, not a curated record. The transcript is spliced from 8 exons. Gene Ontology annotation, biological process: protein polyubiquitination. Bases 247 to 1458 code for a protein of 403 amino acids. Gene Ontology annotation, molecular function: metal ion binding; ubiquitin protein ligase activity. Lineage: Eukaryota; Viridiplantae; Streptophyta; Magnoliopsida; Cucurbitales; Cucurbitaceae.
ACCGCCAGAAAGCCCUAGGUUCAGGCGCGAGCGAGAGCUUCUUUCCUUCUCCGAACGAACAAUGAAGUGCGUGGAAUUCGUUCUUUUUUCCACUUUCCAUUUCCCUCCACUGCUUAUAUCUUAUUCAAAUCUUCUCUUACUUGUUUAAUCAACCUUUUCAAUCGUCUUUUCUUCCAUUUUCCGCUUCUAACUUCGAUCGCCAUGUCUAAAAGGUGUAUGCUAUUUUGAGGGGCUGGGUGAUCAAAUAUGUGGGUUCUAUGCAAGUAUUUUGCGCAUGGAGCAUGCUUGAAAGGGGAGUAUUGUGAGUUUUCGCAUGACUGGACGGCUCCACCUAGCAAUGUUUGCACUUACUAUCAAAAGGGAAGGUGUGCUUUUGGCAGUCGAUGCAGAUAUGACCAUGUUAAAGUUUCUCAUGCAGAGUCAUCAGCUUCUUCUAAUUCUCAGCAACCUCACGUGUCUGAAUCUGUUUCAAUAGCUCAUACUCUAUUAUCAAGUCCACUUUCUCCUUCACCUGGGUCGACAAUUGAGCUUGCUGGUUCAAGGAUAUCCUGUCUUCCCUCACACGUUGAAUCUGCUUGGAGUGUAGAGUGUGAGCUUCCAUCUGGUCUUGAUGAUUGGGGGAGUAGGGAGACAAGGAUUAUUAGUCCAGCCGAUUUACCUAUUUGCUCUUUUUCUGCUGCUGGUACUAAUUGUCCGCGUGGUGAUAAUUGCCCUCACAUUCAUGGGGACUUAUGUCCCACGUGUGGAAAACAAUGUUUACAUCCUUUUAGGACGGAUGAAAGGGAGGAGCAUAUGAAGGCAUGUGAGAAAAAGCAAAAACAUCUCGAGUCUUUGAAACAUAGCCAAGAAAUAGAGUGUAGUGUCUGCCUCGAGCGUGUCCUUUCUAAAACCGAAAUAGCCGAGAGGAAGUUUGGGCUUCUAUCAGAAUGUGAUCAUCCGUUCUGCAUUUCUUGUAUUAGAAACUGGCGUAAUAGUUCAUCUACCUCCGGAAUGGAUGUUAACAGUGCUUUAAGAGCCUGCCCAAUUUGUAGGAAGCUAUCAUACUUUGUUAUUCCAAGCGUCAUUUGGUAUUCUUCCAAGGAAGAAAAACAAGAGAUCGUUGAUAGCUACAAGUCAAAGCUGCGAUCAAUCGAUUGCAAGCACUUUAACUUUGGAAAUGGAAACUGCCCAUUUGGAUCUAGCUGUUUUUACAAGCACUUGGUCAAGCCUGGUUCAUACACAUGGAAAUAUCACAGGCCACCUCCGCCCCGACCACGAUCACAGAGAACUCCUCCUAGCAGAUCUAAUAUUGUGGAUAUGGAUGCCUUUUUUGAUAUGUUUGAAGACUUAGAGGAUUUGGAUUUUAGUGCUGAAGAUUUAGAUUUUGAAGAUUUAACACCUUUGGAGAUGGCAUUUGUUCUAAUGCAGUUGGGUUGUGAAGCCAACUUGUCAAGUGAUGAGGAGAAUUAUAGUUUUUGAACUACAUUUUUUAUAGCACGCACAUCGGGAUGGCCGGUUGGAAGAGGUAGCACUGCGUCACAUUGGGAAUCAAGACGGCCUCACUAUUAUAGCUAAAAACAUUAGGUUGUCGGACUUCCUUA